AUGACUUUACUGUGGUUUAUUCUUAUUAUGCGUUGCGGUGUUGUGUUUGGGGAUGAGGUGGCCGAAAGAGCAGUAAGGGAAUUUAAAGAAUUGUGCCCACUAACGCCGAUAUGCCAAUCGCGCUCGACGACGACACCAACAACAACAGCAAAAACAACAACAACAACUACUAGUACAGCAUCAACAGUGGCAUUUACAAACACUUCUAGCAUACCGGAUUUAAACUAUGAGCUCUAUGACUCGCAUCCCAUGGAAUAUUACAAUGUUCCCCCGGAGUGGCACACCGCAGAGGAGUCGGCGCCUCGUGGCUCAUACGUUUGUUGUUUUGAUUGUUCAUGUGAUUCCAACUGUGGCUUUGAUUGCUGUCCUAAUGUUCUGGAGGACUUUAUGGGUCCUGCUGAGGUAGAAGCGACCCGCCAGUGGCAGUGUGUCCAUACGCAAUACAGAAAGUCGGCAAAUGGUUACAUUUAUGACUAUAAUUCUUUAAUGCUUGUUGGACAAUGCCCAAGCACGGUCAACAGCCAAGACGUGAGUGAAAAAUGUAUGCAGGAGUACGACGAUUAUGAAUUUGUGGAAGGUCCGCGGUACUUUGUGCCAGUGUAUUCUAGGUUUACUAAUAGGACGUACAGAAAUAUGUAUUGUGCAGAAUGUCAAGGGGAAACGGAUGGUGAUCUUAAACCAUGGGGUAUGAAUCUGGCAUGUGAAUAUGGCAACGCGUUAUUGAACAGGUUUACGGAUAUCCCAUCCCUUCUUGAUGACCGAACGGACUGCUAUAUUUUCUUCCAACCACCAAAAGAUUUAAAUGCGGGGUUAGAAUAUUGCCCUGAAUACACCAACAGAUGCAACGUAACGGGUUUAUGGACGACGUAUGACUCCGAUAUUGAGGCAGCCUGUUUGUCAUACCGUUCUGUUUACUAUGACUACAACAACGUUCAUUGUUUCUUGUGUAAUGGUGGAGAUGCAUCAUCUGUCUCUACCUAUUGUACUGACCAGGACGGAAGUACCGAUCCUGCUCCAAUGUACUCAUUCAUCUCGUUGCUUGAUUUUAAUGACCUUGAAAAACCCAUGCAAGCGGAAAGGGCAAUGUUGGCUGAUGAAAACUGUGAUCAGGGCUAUAUACAAGAUCCUACUGAGGGUGUGUGUAGACGUAUCUCUUGCGCCAAAGGACAAAUUCUUGUGAAAGAUGGAACAAAUAUUCGAUGUGAGUUGGCAUUUGAAACUGCAGUUGAGUCGAUUGCGGUAAACUUUCAUUUGAGCUAUGCACUAACUUUGAAGAAAGAUUUCGCUUCAAUUAACCGUCCACAUUAUAAUAAGCUACAGACAGUUGCCAUAGAAGAUGUUUACACUAAACUGGAGUUUUUGCCGUUUCUAAUAUCAGGUUUAAAGUUUUAUAUGUAUACACAACUAAACACCAGUGUCGUAGAGCUGCUGGAUGUUUUAAAUAAAACCGACGAUGAAGAUAUUUGGCCACACAUUAAACAGACAUAUGUUUCUGUAUCGAUUCUAGUGAUGACAAAUCCAACUAUAAGUGAAGUCGGUGAAAUGCUGCAUGGUAUGGCUCAGGUUUAUACUGCCUCAGAUGAUCUUUACCUUGUAUUUGACUUGCAAUACACAACAGCCCUAGAUUUUGGACAAGUCUCAUACAAUAACAUAAGCCGCAAUCACAUUGAUAUGCUAUCAAUACCCUUAUGGAUUAAGUCUGGGAUUGAAAACUCGUUUGCUGACGAACACGGUAAUGACAUACUAGUGUUUGAGCAAGGUGACCCUUACGGAUAUCACCAACCUUUUUCAAGUCUUGAAAUAGAAGUCUGGCCGAAUCCAACAUGUCCAAGAAUUAAUCUCCUUUCGGGUGAAACCCAAGAGAAUACUAUUGAAGUGCUGUUAUCCGCAUAUAACGAAGAAGACAAAUCUGAAAAGCGUGGACUCGUAUGUUAUGAUGAUUUCAUCAAGAAUAAAAUUGACACUCCGAUAAAACCAAGUUACCCCAGUUCAGACCAGAAUGCUUUAGCAUGGAUAACAGUUAUCAGUAUGAGCUGUUCGAUUAUUUCUCUUGUUGUAACCAUAGCUGUGUACAUGAGUGUGCCAACAAUGCGACAUCUUCCUGGCCUGAACAACAUCGCGUUAUCAGCAUGCCUGAUUCUAUUUUAUGUGUUUGCUAUGAUAAGCUUUGUUAAUUUUGAUAUAUCCUUAAUUACUUGUCAAGUUCUAGGUGCUGCAUUACAUUUCUCUUUUCUGGCGUCCAUAUUCUGGAUGCUCACAUGUACAUUCCAUUUCACAUUGAUGGUCACAUCUGAUAUAAGCUUUUCAGUAUCUUUAAGUAUCAAGAAACAGUUUCUGAGAUACAUUAUUUUCGUGUUAACCGCGGCGUCUGUCGUUGUCCUUAUCAACAUUUCUAUAAGUUACAUAACAUUAGAUGACAACUCCCUUGGAUAUGGUGGGCAACCGUGUUUCAUAGCAAAACCGUUUCUCAUACUGUAUACAGCUGCUAUUCCAUUAGGUUGUAUUAUUGUUAUGAAUAUUGCGAUGCUAGUAUACGCGUUGUAUACUAUUUCGAAACACUCAAGCGUUAAACCACAUUCAACGCGACGGAACAUUAGUACGUUAAAGAUAUUUGUAAAACUGUCUUCCCUAACCGGAAUUGCUUGGCUGUUUGGAUAUAUAUACCAACUAACUCAUGAAACCGUGGUGGCCUAUCUCUUUGUUAUUUUGACAGCAUGCCAAGGUAUUUUCAUGAUGGUUUCGUUUGUUUUAAACCGCCGGGUUUUUAAGUCAGUGUAUGAAUCAAAGUCUUCUUCAAAGGAAAUGUCAACACGACCCUUUGCUUGA
Molecule: messenger RNA, 2826 nt
Organism: Mya arenaria
Lineage: Eukaryota; Metazoa; Mollusca; Bivalvia; Myida; Myidae
Exons: 3
Coding region: 1-2826 (941 amino acids)
Biological process (GO): cell surface receptor signaling pathway; G protein-coupled receptor signaling pathway
Cellular component (GO): membrane
Molecular function (GO): G protein-coupled receptor activity
Source: RefSeq, a predicted model, not a curated record